Cuculus canorus (common cuckoo) is the source of this 7583-nucleotide messenger RNA. It is a transcript of the gene PHACTR1, whose product is annotated as phosphatase and actin regulator 1. The coding region runs from base 446 to 2488 and encodes 680 amino acids. Lineage: Eukaryota; Metazoa; Chordata; Aves; Cuculiformes; Cuculidae. The transcript has 16 exons. Gene Ontology annotation, biological process: stress fiber assembly; cell motility. The record is from RefSeq and is a predicted model, not a curated record. Gene Ontology annotation, molecular function: actin binding.
UGCACAAAAACCACACUGAACAUUCAUCAUGAUUAGAAAAUGCUCCAUACCUUAGAGUGCAGUGGAGACAUAAGAAUAAUUUCAAAUGCAAAUUAAAUUGUGGGGGUAGCAAAGAGAACAGAUAAAAGACAGUAAAACAAAGCCUUUCACUUCCCUCAAAUUAGCAGGCUAAUGUAGUAUAAAAAAAAGCAGUUCUACUCAGAUCUGUGCUAAGAGCUUUCAUUUCAUCAUAAUAUAAAACAGCAGAUCCGUCACCUUUCUCUAUUCAGUACUCUUGAUUUCGAGGUUGAAGUGAAAAUUAGAAGCUGUUCAUUCUGGCUCACAGACUGGGUUGCAUUUGCUUAGUCUUAUUCCAUGGCAGUAGGAUGGAAAGAGGUCAGUAACACUGGACUCUGAUUGAUCAUUCAUACCGGAGUAUUGCACACAAACAUAAACUUCCUUCAAAAUGGACUACUUUUUGGAUGUCGAGUCUGCUCAGAGACUGUUUUACAGUCAAGGAGCUCAAGCUCGUCGGGCAACUCUUCUCACUGUGCCCACGCUGAUGACAGCAUCUUCUGAGGAUGACAUAGAUCGGAGACCCAUUAGAAGGCUCCGGUCUAAGAGUGACACCCCUUACCUGGAAGAAGCUAGGAUCUGCUUCAACCUUGAUAAUGCUCGCCGGGCCACGCUGCUCACCGUGCCCACAUUAAUGGCGGCAUCUUCCGAGGAGGACAUCGACCGCAGACCCAUCCGCCGAGUCCGCUCCAAGAGCGACACCCCGUACCUCGCCGAGGCCCGCAUCUCAUUCAACCUCGAGACAGCUGAGGAAGUGGAGAGACUGGCUGCGAUGCGUUCAGAUUCUCUUGUACCUGGGACUCACACACCUCCGAUCAGAAGACGAAGCAAAUUUGCCACACUAGGAAGGCUUUUUAAGCCAUGGAAAUGGAGGAAGAAGAAGAGUGAAAAAUUUAAGCACACUUCUGCAGCUUUGGAAAGAAAAAUAUCAAUGAGGCAAAGCAGAGAGGAGCUUAUAAAACGAGGAGUGCUGAAAGAAAUUUUUGAUAAAGAUGGGGAACUUUCCAUACCAAAUGAAGAAGGAGCUUUGGAGAACGGACAGCCUCUGGGCUCCGCGCAAGUGCUGAGCGCCAGCCAGGUAUCCCUGCCAGCCCUAGCAGAACUGGAGUCAGGUCCAGCAUCUGGGGAACCCUGCUCAUACGAGGUGCUCCCAACCACAGAGAUUAUGGAUGGGACAGUGUCUGAAGAAAGCCCCACAUCCAAUGAAUCCAGCGUCCUUCUGUCCCAAGAUCCUACAGCUAAGCCAGUCCUGCUACUUCCCCCAAAAAAAUCUACUGCUUUCCCUGGAGACCAUGAGGACACCCCAGUGAAACAGUUGUCCCUCCUCAAACAGCCCCCUGCCCUGCCUCCUAAACCUAUUGCCAGGAUUGCCAGCCACUUAACUGAUCCUGGUGCUCCUGUGAAACUGCCUUGUAUGCCAGUUAAACUGUCACCUCCACUACCUCCAAAGAAAGUCAUGAUUUGCAUGCCUUUAGGGGGGCCAGACCUCUCUCUCUCAUCCUAUUCCACACAGAAGAGCUCCCAGCAGCCUUUGACUCAGCACCAUCACACUGUCCUGCCAUCCCAGUUAGCAGCUCACCAGCACCAGCUUCAGUAUGGCAGCCACAGCCAGCACCUGCCUUCUGGGUCCAGCACGUUGCCAAUUCACCCUUCGGGGUGCCGGAUGAUAGAGGAACUCAACAAAACACUAGCCAUGACCAUGCAGAGGCUAGAAAGCUCUGGUUUACACACAGGUGACAGUGUUACAAAAACAGGACCUGGGGGCCUUCCAGACAUGAGACAAGUGCCAACUGUUGUGAUCGAAUGCGAUGACAAUAAAGAAAAUGUGCCUCAUGAAACCGACUAUGAAGAUUCUUCCUGCCUUUAUGGAAGACAGGAAGAGGAAGAAGAGGAAGAUGAAGAUGAGGAUAACUCACUAUUUACAAGCUCCCUGGCAAUGAAAGUCUGCAGGAAGGAUUCUUUAGCAAUCAAACUAAGCAACAGGCCUUCCAAGCGAGAGCUGGAGGAAAAGAACAUCCUCCCCAUGCAGACUGAUGAAGAGAGGCUUGAACUUAGGCAGCAGAUUGGGACAAAGUUAACAAGACGACUGAGCCAGAGACCAACUGCUGAAGAAUUGGAGCAGAGGAACAUACUGAAACCCCGGAAUGAGCAAGAGGAGCAGGAGGAAAAACGAGAGAUAAAGAGAAGAUUAACACGUAAGCUGAGUCAAAGGCCCACAGUAGAAGAGCUACGCGAGAGGAAGAUCCUCAUCCGUUUCAGUGACUACGUAGAAGUGGCAGACGCGCAGGACUAUGACAGGAGGGCAGACAAACCCUGGACACGACUCACAGCCGCUGACAAAGCAGCCAUUCGAAAAGAACUUAAUGAAUUUAAAAGCACUGAAAUGGAAGUUCAUGAACUUAGUAGGCAUCUAACAAGGUUUCAUAGACCGUAGCAGUUGAAUUCUACCUGACUACUAUGCCGUCUUCAAAACAUAACAAAAAGGAACCAUAAGUGCUGGUAUUAUUCACUUCCCUCUUACGUAUAAUGUAAAUCUUCUGAACUGCCUUUUUAAAAAAAAAAAAAAAAAGAGUAGAAAAAUAAAUAAUAUUAAAAAAAAGGAAAAUUGUAUUUACAUGUGAUGGGUACUGCAGCAUCAUCAGACCUGCUGGUUCACGCUUCAGUCACAGAGAAUACCCCUGGUGGGAAUCAUGCCGAGACUUGGCAUCUAUGUAUAAGACUUUCCUGGCAUGUGGAUUUGCCACACACAUUCAAGCCCAGCUGGUGGUGCAUCCAUUUCGUCUUCAGGCACCCUUCAUCCUGACAAGCCUCUGUCAUCAACUCUAGAGAGCCCUGAGAUGGUUUUCAGGGAAUCACUGGCCUGGGUGAAGUCUCCAAAUUACCGGCACCUAUGGCACUAAAGCACUUAUACCAAACACUCCAUUCAGGCUGCAAGCACCUUAUGAGAACGGUGAAGGAGCAGAACUCCUCUAUUGGCCAGCGCAUCUGUGAACGCUACCUGACUGGAGAGGCACUUCUUUCCCUGGAGAAGUUUAUGGCAAGUUAAUAGGCAUUGUUCGGCUCCCAAGCAGAAAAAGAAUCACCGGCAAAGAACGGGACUCCCUACUGAAGGCUCGUUCAGUUCUAGCUGCUGUUUAUUUUUCAUCUCUUUUAAGCAUAAUUUUCUAAACCCGGUUGUGAACCCAUCAGCAGUAAGUGACAAGAAUGUUGAGGACAAGCACGCAAAACCCAUCUCUUCAUGGUCACUGCAUGGCAUUCACUCAGCUUGUAGUUUCUUUAUACACCCAAGUCUCGUGAUUGUGUGGGAGCUGAUAAACACCCAGCAGAAAGAAAGGCUGAGAUUCCCACCUGCAGUGGGACACAUGACAGGAGGAACUGGGGGGUUGAUGAGGGAUAUCUGUCCUCUCUGUAUCAGGUAUUUCAAGAACUGAUCCUAAAUGCAUGCUGAGAAAAGCAUAACAGAUUGUGUUACCUGGCCUUAACACAAGGAGUCUGCUGCAUUGGUAUGAAUGGUGAAACAUGUCACCAGUACCCACAGCUAGGGCACAAGGACAGCAAUCCAGGGGAGUUCUGGUUUGGUUUUAAUUUAUUCUUCUUAUAGUGGUUUAACACACAAACUGACCAAGCAGAGCUCAGAGCUGGUCACUCUGGGUCUGCUUUAUCUGCCAAAUUAAGUGCGUGCUUAACACUAAGUAAGCACGCAAAGAGCCUCGCUGCAUUCUAGAACACGUCUGACAAGCUUAAUUAAAGCUGAGCACAUGUACUUUUGCCAGCACCUCCCUUAAGUAGUAUAUCGCCAGCAAGCUGGGGCAAACAUUCUCUAGGAUUCUUUUUUAGCUCUAAUAAGAAACUAUUAUGCCAUGUUUUGGGCCACUGGCCCAAAGCACUGUAGCAACAUUACUGUAAGAAGUUCCAGAUUAUUACUUCAGGACACCUUUUUUCUUCCACAAUAGCUAUUUUGCGUAGACAGUUUGAACAGAGAGGCCAAAGUUUUUUACAACAGUGUUGUUAUUUCUGUUAUUACUUUUUUUCCUUUCUCACUGUCUUCCAUGUACUUCUCCACUCUUCUGUGCUUCCUCCCUACCUCCCCUGAUGCCAUGCUAACAUUGCCCUUCACUGACUGCUGGCCAAGAAGCCUCUUGCACGUAGGCAUUUAAUAGCCAAUGCUGCAUAGUGCCAACACUUCUGCCUCUUCUCAGGCCUCCAUCUCUUUCCUCUGGUCACAGGAGUAAAGCAAAACUACCAUGAGGUUGUUCUAGCAUCCAGCCUGCCAAACAACACAGGCAAUGAGGCUAAUGCACUCCAUUUAUGCCUAGCAGUGGUACUCAAUACCUCACAGAUUUGCUUUCCUCUCAGAGGAGACAAGUGAAAGUGUUUCCUUCUCAUCUGUGGCCAUCCUUGCAAUGCUAUGGAUUAUUAGCUGUUAACUAAGAAUUGGCUGUCGUAGGAUGGAAGAUGCUGCAAAGGAAAGUAAAAAACCAGCUGGUUUCUGGUGCCUCAUUAUUGAGGAGCAGCACGCCUGUGAUGUGAUACGCUUCCCAGACUGGGUACUGAUUUCUGAAGAAACACACACAGUUGCUUUAGAUACAAACUCAUCAGUAGUGGAAGCCUUUAAUGUGCAAUGUUAUCAGCUCAGUGCAGCAAAGACCGAGCACUUACACGCUAGCCAGGUAGACACUGCUUCGGGGUUAUUUUUAUGAAAACUUGGGUUUUAAGUUCUUUUACAUACACGUGCACACUUAACAAGACUGCAUCACAGCUUUAAAAAGGGAAAACAAAACUCUAGGCUUUUGAUUACACACGUGUUGCACAGCUGUUUCGAAGUACAAGUGCUUCAUGACGAAAACGAAGAGGAAAGAGGUGGAAGUGGCAGCCUGCAGUUGCCAGUCUGUUGUCAGUGCUACAGUCCCCAGGGAAACAGGCAGUCUGUGGGCAGCACCACUCUGGGUACUGCUCCUGUCCCUUGUGGGCAUGAACCCCAGCAGUGCCCACGCCUGCCAGCCUGGUAGCCAAAUUAAACCUCUGGGCACUGACUGAAGCAUGUAACAGCCGAGUCCUAGGUGAUGGCCAUACGUUCCCCAACCAUCCUGCCUUCAUCUAGGUGGGCCCAAUGCAGGUCCCUGCUGAUCGCUUAGCAAGUCGUCGCCUUCUGCCCACCUCAGGAUUCAUGCUGUCCCCAGGGCAGCUGCAUGUGGCAAUGAUUUUUUUGCUUUUUUUCUUUCUUUUUUUUUUUUUUAAAAUGAUGUUAACUCCUGGCUGAGCGGACAUCAGGACACGGUGGAAGAACUACCAUAUGUCUCCUGAACUACAAGUAGAGCUUGUUACUGAGAAAGGAGAAGGAGGAGGAGAAAGAAGCCAUAUAAAGUGUUUGGCACUGUAGUAAGCAUUGCAGAACUGCCACUUCAUCUGGUUUUAGCUUCAGCGGGUCUGGAUAUUUUGCAAAGUUACUCUUUGGCAAGGCAUUUUUCCAACAACCUUUCAGUGCCUGAACACUGCAGCGCAUCCAUAGUUUGCACACUCACCUCUGGCAUCCAUGGGAAGUUGCAAGCAAACUGGAGAACAGCUAGUCCUUUUCUUUAAAUCAGUUCUCUUACCUGUGAAAGCCAUCUCUAUCAUAGCAAAGUAGUUGUGAUUCUGUUCGGGGUGGAGAAAUAGAACAGUCAUGAUUUCCUCGCCCCUUUAACCUGGCUUAUGUGUAGGACAUAAAGGUGAUGGUGUUUCUACUCAGACUUUUUUAACAUUAUAGUUAACACCAGUCAUCCUCAUUCAUAUUAGGAGGAGAUUAAUAGUAGUAAUGAAGAAAUUACAUCAGGUUUAGAGAAUGGAAAAAUCAACGCAGAACAAAAAUGGCUAUUCGGAUCAUCCAUCUCCAGGGCUGAUGGUGGAGAUAACACUCUAGAGUCGAAGAAGAACAUUUUGGUUAUAAGUUGAUGGGUUAUUCAUACUCAAAAUGUGCAGGUAUUGUUACAUCUGUUCUACAGCCUAUGGAAAGAUGAGGUAGCACAUGGGGAGCAGCCUGUGGAGGUGGCUGGGAUUGGAAAAGCAGCUCCAAAACAUCUAGACAAAAGUUGUGAUUGUUUGAAAAAAAAGCGAUGGUGAGGAGACACAAUGGUGGUGUCGCCCCUCCCCCCCCCCCACACCCAUGCCAGCAGCAGGCUGUAGGGAACUGGUGAUGUAUUUACGACUCAUAGGGAAGGUGGGCAUUGUGGCCUUUCCCCACCCUAUGCCCCACCGGACAGUUGCUUGCAAACUGAAAAAGUUUAAGGCUGCAGGUUUGCUGGGGUGGGUCUCAGGUCAUCUUUUGUGUCUAGACAAUUCCUUAUCAGAAGAAAAGGAAGUAGAGGGGAAAUCAUCUAAUAGACUUUUAACUAUUUUACAUUAACUGAAACCGUUUAUUGAGCCCAUUACACAAAUAUAUUUCAGCCACUUGUAUGCAACCACAGCACUUUGUCACCACUGCAACUAGUCACCAAACUCGCCCUUCGUUACUUCUACAGUGCCAUCUGUACAUUGGAAACACUAUAACCAACAAAGGGGAGCAUUUCCAACAUGCCUAGUGAAAACUUGCACUCACAAAAAAAAAUGGGUGAGAAGGAAACCCAUAGCUAUACGUGAACAGGGGCUCCCUAACGUGCCUGCAAAUAAAAUCACUUUGUAUAAAUAGCCAUUGGAGAUGACUAGGGUAAUAAAAAAGUCAGGAAAGAAAAAGGGGAUAAAUGAUUUUAUCCCAGGUCUUCAGUCUGCUCAAGCUUGGAACAACUUCGGUAAACAAAGAGGAGGUGACGGGCACAUUACCUGCAUUCCCAUGUGUCCCAGUUACUCCUGCACCAGUUGCAUUUUCCAGUUGAUAUCCAAGUGUAUGUAUAUAGUGUGUCUUUGUAUAGGAGUGAGUGUGGUGGCUGUCAAUCAUGUGCUCUUCCAGUAUUGUAAUUUAACAGAUUAUGGCUGUAUGAAAACAAUGUAAAUAACUAGAAAAAAAAUUAAACUGGAUCUCUAUGUCUUAGUUUUUGUACAUACGGAAACUGCAUGGUAUUUAAAUUAUUGUUUGUCUCUGAUGUAUGCAGUUUCUUAAAAAAAUUCAUUUAAAAAAAAAGCAUUCCUGUGCCUGUGUAUUUUAUUGCCCUCUGUCCCAGUGACUGACAGCGUAACAAACGGAUGCAAUUGAGGAUAUCAGCCCUCCUGCAGCCAGGCUCAGCACUUGCAGCUGCAGUGGCAGAAUGCGCACCCACAGCUCAGCAACGAGCAAAGUGGGAGACCAAGACUUACCCGAGCAGAUCGAUGGGACAUGGUGUCAGCUGAGCCACAAGUGCCAUAUCUGUGAGCUGGUCAGCAAAGGUGUGCAAAGGAAGAGAACUGGAACCUCAGCUGCUGAAGUUGUCACCCAUAAUAAAAAACAAACCCAACAGCACUCUAGGGACACGUACUCUCUCCCUCUCAGCACAGCGUUACCAGCACAGGAUACACUCUGUCGAGUGCCUACUGCCAGGGUCAAUGUGCAGCAUUUGCCAGCUCUGCUCUCCCUUCCCUCU